Molecule: messenger RNA, 4787 nt
Organism: Lymnaea stagnalis (great pond snail)
Lineage: Eukaryota; Metazoa; Mollusca; Gastropoda; Lymnaeidae
Source: the annotation of a GenBank genome assembly
CAAACAGACAGCCACAACUCGACCUCUGAAGACGACGAGCCGGCAGUGACGACAGAGGCCGACACGAACGCCAGCCAAUCACAGAACUCGGCCGCGAAGUCUGCCUCGUACAGCUCCGUCUGGCCGCCGUCGGAAUCACGCGACGAGGUCAGCCAAUGCAGCGCGUCCUCUGCCGGGGACCACGUGGGCCGAAACAAGGGCAAAGGGAAAAAGCCGGCCAAGCUCCCCGCGAAGGGCGGCAAGAACGACGGCACGGGUUUGUUCACCGUCCUGAAAGAAGUAAGAGAGAUCCUGUUCGCACCGUACGACCCGUACAGUCACCAGGACGUCGAUGAUGCUGACUUGCCAGAGUGGCGUGGGUUCGAAUCCUCCAAUCAGGACGCCGAUAAUAAACAGAAUGCAGUGCAGUGUGGUAAUUUAAUGCUUUGAGAAUUAUCCCUUCUAAAGUAAUUUAAAUUUUCCCAGCACGAGGUUAAUUUUAUUUAGAUUUACCCAAGAUGUAUCCAAGUUUACAAUUCAAAUUUUUUUCCCAAGAUAUUCUCCAGUAAAUUUUAAAAAAAUUAUAACACAUGGGCAAAGACAACAUAUAGCCCUGGUUUUUGGAAAACUCGUUAAAUUGUCAACUUUAAAAAAAAAAAAGACCUAAUAGUAAACAUUAAAUAAAAAUGAAAUAGUAAUUAUCUUCAUAAUUUAGGAUCAUGUGACAAUUAUGUUUAAAAAUGAGUUUUGUCUCGUUUUCGCUCCCACCCAUAGAAUCUCAAUCUUUAUUCCCCCCCCCCUUCUUCUUUCAGUAGUGUUUCAACCCGACAUCACCCCAUCCCAUCCCUUCAUCGUUUCAUUUCACUAUCUAACAUUCGCCCGUACCUUCCUUCCCACACAAAGGCUGUUUGCCCGAACCGUCCGCCACAGAGGCGGACGCCAAGAGACACACGGUCGCCUCACCGAAGCUGAACUACGACGAGGUCAAGCGGGAGUGCUCCGUUAAAGGUUACGAGGUCCUCCGAGGUCUGUGGCGUGGCGCCAGUCACCAACAUACUAAAAUUUUUCUGGCAUGUAACAGGGUUAAGCCAGAGUUUUCUCCGGUAGGUCAGACGCGAAGCGCUGGUGUUGUUAGUGCCAUGCGUUUGACAAUGCAACAGAGUUCAAGGGCUGGUGUCUAAAUCAGGGUUAGUGUCCCAAUCAGGGUUAGUGUCUAAAUCAGGGUUAGUGUCUAAAUCAGGGUUAGUGUCUAAAUGAGGGUUAGUGUCUAAAUCAGGGUUAGUGUCUUAAUCAGGGUUAGUGUCCAAAUCAGGGUUAGUGUCUAAAUCAGGGUUAGUGUCCAAAUCAGGGUUAGUGUCUAAAUCAGGGUUAGUGUCCAAAUCAGGGUUAGUGUCUAAAUCAGGGUUAGUGUCCAAAUCAGGGUUAGUGUCUAAAUCAGGGUUAGUGUCUAAAUAAGGGUUAGUGUCUAAAUCAGGGUUAGUGUCCAAAUCAGGGUUAGUGUCUAAAUCAGUGUUAGUGUCCAAAUCAGGGUUAGUGUCUAAAUCAGGGUUAGUGUCUAAAUCAGGGUUAGGGUCCAAAUCAGGGUUAGUGUCUAAAUCAGUGUUAGUGUCCAAAUCAGGGUUAGUGUCUAAAUCAGGGUUAGUGUCAAAAUCAGGGUUAGUGUCCAAAUCAGGGUUAGUGUCUAAAUCAGGGUUAGUGUCUAAAUCAGGGUUAGUGUCCAAAUAAGGGUUAGUGUCUAAAUCAGGGUUAGUGUCUAAAUCAGGGUUAGUGUCUAAAUCAGGGUUAGUGUCCAAAUCAUGGUUAGUGUCUAAAUCAGGGUUAGGGUCUAAAUCAGGGUUAGUGUCCAAAUCAGGGUUAAUGUCUAAAUCAGGGUUAGUGUCCAAAUCAAGGUUAGUGUCUAAAUCAGGGUUAGUGUCUAAAUCAGGGUUAGUGUCCAAAUCAGGGUUAGUGUCUAAAUCAGGGUUAGUGUCUAAAUCAGGGUUAGUGUCCAAAUCAAGGUUAGUGUCCAAAUCAGGGUUAGGGUCUAAAUCAGGGUUAGUGUCUAAAUCAGGGUUAGUGUCUAAAUCAGGGUUAGUGUCCAAAUCAGGGUAAGUGUCCAAAUCAGGGUUAGGGUCUAAAUCGGGGUAAGAGUCCAAAUCAGGGUUAGUGUCUAAAUCAGGGUUAGUGUCUAAAUCAGGGUUAGUGUCUAAAUCAGGGUUAGUGUCUAAAUCAGGGUUAGUGUCCAAAUCAGGGUUAGUGUCUAAAUCAGGGUUAGUGUCUAAAUCAGGGUUAGUGUCUAAAUCAGGGUGAGUGUCUAAAUCAGGGUUAGUGUCCAAAUCAGGGUUAGUGUCUGAAUCAGGGUUAGUGUCUAAAUCAGGGUUAGUGUCCAAAUCAGUGUUAGUGUCUAAAUCAGGUUUAGUGUCCAAAUCAGGGUUAGUGUCCAAAUUAGGGUUAGUGUCUAAAUCAUAUAGGGUCUAAAUCAAGGUUAGUGUCUAAAUCAGGGUUAGUGUCUAAAUCAGGGUUAGUGUCUAAAUCAGGGUUAGUGUCUAAAUCAGGGUUAGUGUCUAAAUCAGGGUUAGUGUCUAAAUCAGGGUUAGUGUCUAAAUCAGGCUUAGUGUCUAAAUCAGGGUUAGUGUCUAAAUCAGGGUAAGUGUCUAAAUCAGGGUGAGUGUCUAAAUCAGGGUUAGUGUCCAAAUCAGGGUUAGUGUCUAAAUCAGGGUUAGUGUCCAAGUCAGGGUUAGUGUCUAAAUCAGGGUUAGUGUCUAAAUGAGGGUUAGUGUCUAAAUCAGGGUUAGUGUCUAAAUCAGGGUAAGUGUCUAAAUCAGGGUGAGUGUCUAAAUCAGGGUUAGUGUCCAAAUCAGGGUUAGUGUCUAAAUCAGGGUUAGUGUCUAAAAUAGGGUUUGUGUCCAAAUCAGGGUAAGUGUCCAAAUCAGGGUUAGGGUCUAAAUCAGGGUUAGUGUCUAAAUCAGGGUUAGUGUCUAAAUCAGGGUGAGUGUCUAAAUCAGGGUUAGUGUCCAAAUCAGGGUUAGUGUCUGAAUCAGGGUUAGUGUCUAAAUCAGGGUUAGUGUCCAAAUCAGGGUUAGUGUCUAAAUCAGGGUUAGUGUCUAAAUCAGGUUUAGUGUCUAAAUCAGGGUUAGUGUCUAAAUCAGGGUUAGUGUCUAAAUCAGGGUGAGUGUCUAAAUUACGGGGCAGUUCAAGGGUUAGGGUCUAAAUCAGGGUGAGUGUCUAAAUCAGGGUUAGUGUCCAAAUCAGGGUUAGUGUCUAAAUCAGGGUUAGUGUCUAAAUCAGGGUUAGUGUCUAAAUCAGGGUUAGUGUCUAAAUCAGGGUUAGUGUCUAAAUCAGGGUUAGUGUCUAAAUCAGGGUGAGUGUCUAAAUUACGGGUCAGUUCAAGGGUUAGUGUCUAAAUCAGGGUUAGUGUCUAAAUCAGGGUUAGUGUCUAAAUCAGGGUGAGUGUCUAAAUUACAGGUCAGUUCAAGGGUUAUUGUCUAAAUCAGGGUUAGUGUCUCAAACAGGGUUAGUGUCUAAAUCAGGGUGAGUGUCUAAAUUACGGGUCAGUUCAAGGGUUAGUGUCUAAAUCAGGGUUAGUGUCUAAAUUACGGGUCAGUUCAAGUGUUAGUGUCUAAAUCAGGGUGAGUGUCUAAAUUACGGGUCAGUUCAAGGGUUAGUGUCUAAAUCAGGGUGAGUGUCUAAAUUAUGGGUCAUUUCAAGGGUUAGUGUCUAAAUCAGGGUUAGUGUCUAAAUCAGGGUGAGUGUCUAAAUUACGGGUCAGUUCAAGGGUUAGUGUCUAAAUCAGGGUUAGUGUCUAAAUCAGGGUGAGUGUCUAAAUUACGGGUCAGUUCAAGGGUUAGUGUCUAAAUCAGGGUGAGUGUCUAAAUUACGGGUCAGUUUAAGGGUUAGUGUCUAAAUCAGGGUUAGUGUCUAAAUCAGGGUUAGUGUCUAAAUUACGGGUCAGUUCAAGGGUUAGUGUCUAAAUCAGGGUGAGUGUCUAAAUUACGGGUCAGUUCAAGGGUGAGUGUCUAAAUCAGGGUGAGUGUCUAAAUUACGGGUCAGUUCAAGGGUUAGUGUCUAAAUCAGGGUGAGUGUCUAAAUCAGGGUGAGUGUCUAAAUUACGGGUCAGUUCAAGGGUUAGUGUCUAAAUCAGGGUGAGUGUCUAAAUUACGGGUCAGUUCAAGGGUUAGUGUCUAAAUCAGGGUGAGUGUCUAAAUCAGGGUGAGUGUCUAAAUUACGGGUCAGUUCAAGGGUGAGUGUCUAAAGAAUGAUAAUGAUUAGACCGUGGUCAGGUUUUGCCAUAACAAGUAAACAAGUGGUAGGAGAGAAUCCAAAAGAAAACAAAAACAAAGAACCCGUUGACAGAAAUUAACAGUCAAAAUGAAAUAUUCACUUUUCAAAGAACGUGUCCUAUAAAGGCUAUGUCAAACCAGAGAGUUCCUAAUUCAGAGUCUAACUAAAUGAAAAGUUGUUGAUCAGAAUUGGGGGGAAGAAUGCCCAUCGUGCGGUUUGCAUUCCCCUGCCUUUCCCAUGCAAAAAUAUAGAUUGUUGUUUUUUUAAAAAUUACUAUGCAAACAUGUACUUGUACCUUUAAGAAGAAGUUCUGUUCAGUCUUUGUGUAUUUAAGGACUGCUCAACAGCAGACGUUACAAUCUUAUCAAAUUACAUCACUAAUUCUAGUUCUAGAAAACAAAGAUGUCUAUUUUAAGUGUGUUUCUGUUUGCCAGGUAGAAAUCGUGGCAUUCGAACAGCCAUACAGCAACCUAACCAGCAGCCUGUUUGCUGCGUACGGCAAAGCGACAGCCAGGCACCGCAUCAACAACAGGAUACCAGCGAUACCG